AGUAGAAGAAGAAGAAGAAGAAGAAGAAGAAGAAGAAGAAGAAGAAGAUUUAUAAUUGUAAUUAGUUAGAGGAGUCAAACACCGCGACCUGAAUGCAAAGUUUAAUGUCAAAAAACGACUUUAUUAUUUUUCUUUUAUCAAACAGGUUUCACCGAAGACUUUUUUUUUUUCUUCAGUUGAGAGUGCUAAGUGAAGCUAAGCUCCCUUUUUAAGGAGUACGAGUGCUGAACAAGCUGCUGAUACUUCUGUAAAAAUGUCCGGAAUCCAAAAUCUGAGAGUUUUAGUGAACCAGAGACUGAGUGCAGCUGCUGAAGAGAUCUUUGAGCUGUUUGAAAGAACGAUAUUAGAGUACGAGGAGAAAGUCUGUGGAUCUAAAGAGAACCAACACAAUCAGAUGAUGAUCACUGUUUACAACCCUGAAGUCCGCUCACACGGAGCAGGUUUGUACCGAUUUAGAGAUAUUCUCACUUUUCACCGGGAAAUUGUAACCUACAACCUCCUGCCUUUUGUGAAAAAUGUACAUGAACUAUCCUGCUUUUUGUGAUCUAAUAAAUCGUCCGUUUGCAUCAAUUACUAAGGUCCUUACACACCAGGUGCGAAUUCGCCAGGCGAAUUAUUCGCCUUUUUUUAAUAACAGCAUAAAGUCAAUGCAAGCUUCCACACCGGCGGCGAUUUUUCCGCGGGGCGAAAAGCGUCUUUUAUGUUUUCGCACUUGUGUCGAAUUCUUCGGAGAUUCGCAGGCGAAUAUCUGGGCCUGCUAGACCUCUGGCCACCGUCCAGUUUUUCUGACCUCUGGCCAGAGGUCUAGCAGGUCCAGAUAUUCGCCUGGCGAAUAAAAAGGGAAAUUCAGGGGUCAUGCCACUCACAGACUCAUACACAGUACACUAACAAAGACAACAACAACAAGUGCACAUCUGAGGACCAGCCAAGUACAGUCAAAUCUGUUAAAAAAACAGUAUCAAACCAGUAUAAAAACUGCAAUAAAUGUAGUCGUGCUAGCAGUGCAGCAUGUAUAUAUGGUGCUGAGGUGCACAGGUCCUCGACUCUGGUUCUGUUAAACAGUCUGAUGGCUGUUGAAAGAAAGGACCUCCAGUGGCGCUCUGUCCUAAAGUGUAGCACUAGGAGUCGGUAAGGAGUGUUAUGUACUACCGAGCGCCUGCGCAGACCGAACAAGCCUCUCUGUAAACCCGAUCCGCUCCACUCAGCCGUAUAUAUGGAGCAUGGAGCGGAUUAUCAAACGGUGUAGACUACCUCUUACAAUCCGACCCGAAAUACAAUCAGAUCCAGGUGAAUCAGAUUGGCUAAGGUGUUUAUAUGAGACAUUUUGAAUCUGAUUGACCUUUCAAUCUGAUUGUAAAUAGGAUUUUUGGACCCAUGUAAACGGGGCCAGUGACCGCUGGACUGCUUAGUGAGGACUUUACUACUACCGGUGGUGAUGUACUACCUCCAUCCGCACCACGUGACUCUCAUCCCUGUAUAUAACAUAUAACCACACAAUACACAAAUAUUAUCAAAGAUCAUGGCUACCAUAAAGAACUGGCAUCUACAAACAUCAACAACCAGCAUCUACAAACGUCAACAACCACAAAUGACACUUUCAUAUUUAUCCACAGACACCCAGCAGAUGUCAGAGGUUCCCCCUGAGCACCAGGAGAAGAGGCCAGGUCCAGACCAGGAGGACUCUCUAGAGACGACGUACAUUAAAGAGGAACCAGAGGAGCUGUGGAGCAUCCAGGAGAGAGAGCACCUUAAGGGAGUGGGGGAGGCUGAAAUCAUCAAGUUCACAUUCACCCCUGUUCCCGUGAAGAGUGAGAGAGAUGAUGACGCUCAGACCACAGAGUCUCAUCAAACACAAACUGACAUGAACAGAGACAGAGGACUUUUGAAACCAGAGGACUGUGGAGGAUCAGAACCAGACAGAAACUUUCAUCUAGACCGACAUUUGCAACCAGUUUCUGAUGAAGAAAUAUCCCGGUCUGGAUCUGAGACUGAUGAGAGUAGUUGUGAUUGGGAGGAAACCAGUGAACCUCAGUCAAGUUUAAACUCUCAACAAAACAAAGAAAUACCCGUAGGUGAAAUUGAGUGCAGUAUUGAAGACACAUCAGAGAGCUCCUUUACAUUUGCUGCGAGCUUUGGCCAAAAAGAACAAGUGCAGAAACAAGAGGAGACACAGACGGGGAAAAAACCAUUUGUCUGCUCAAUUUGUAGUAAAAAUUAUCCUGAUAAGAGAUGUUUACGGAAACACAUGAAACGACAUUCAGAGGAAAAAUGUUUCACCUGCUCGUUUUGUUCGAAACGGUUUCCGUUCAGAGGAGAGCUGGCGGCUCACAUGAGAAGACACACAGGAGAGAAACCCUUCAGCUGCCAAGAAUGUGGAAUGGGGUUCACCCGAAAACCAAGUUUGACCACCCACUUAAGAAUCCACACAGGAGUGAAACCGUUCCCUUGCUCAUUUUGUAACGCAAGUUUCGGUCAAAAGGGAGAUUUGGUGAGGCACACCAGACUGCACACCGGGGAGAAACCGUAUAGUUGUUCAUUAUGUAAUAAAAAAUUUGUAGAUAGAGGAAAUCUGACAAAACACCUGAGGGUCCAUACAGGGGAGAAACCAUUCAGCUGCAAUUUGUGUGAGAGAAGUUUCACUCGGCUUGUGGGUGUGAAAAACCACAAGUGUGUGGGUGAGAGCAGCAAAGAGAAAUGAGACCGAGGGAGAGCAACAAGCAGGUCCAAGCGGAGCCUUUAGGUCCUGGAAGUUGUGAGGCGGGGACUUCAAGGGAACAAUGUCGAUCUGCUGCCUCACAUGUAACACCCUCUGACUGGUGCCACUGGUCCAAAAUAAUCAGUCUGUGUCACUUCACAGGGCGAAGAGGUUACAUGCAGGUGAAACUCAAAAAAUUUGAAUACUGUGAAAAGGCUCAAAGUGUCACAUGCAAAACACAUGUGAAGGGUUCCUGAGCCUUUAAAUGGUCUCUCAGUCUGGUUCAGUAGAAUUCACAAUCAUGGGGAAGACUGCUGAGCUGACAGCUGUGCGGAAAACCAUCAUUGACACCCUCCUCUGUUUCAAAGCACAUGAACGGAAAGUAAGCUUGAAGGGAAAAAUGUGGAAGAAAAAGGUGAAGAAGCCGCAGAGAUGACCCGAGUCUGGAGAGGAUUGUCAGGAAAAGGCUGUUUAAAAGUUUUGAGGGAACUUCACAAGGAGUGGACAGAGGCUGGAGUUCAUACAUCAAGAGCCACCACACACAGACGGAUCCUGGAAAUGGGCUUCAAAUGUCACAUUUCUCUUAUCAAGCCGCUCCUAAACAACAUCAGAAGUUAUUACCUGAGCUAAAGAACUGGUUUGUUGCUCAGUGAUCCAAAGUCCUCUUUUCCGAUGAGAGCAAACUUUGCAUCAUUUGGAAACCAAGAGUGUGGAGGAAGAACAGAGAAACAAACAAUCCAAGAAGCUUAAAGUCCAGUGUGAAGUUUCUUCAGUCUGAAGAGUCAUGUCAUCUGCUGGUCUUGGUCCAGACUAAGUCCUAAGCACAUAUGCAAGAUGAAACUUUUCAAUAUAAGGCCAGUAUUUCUCUAUUUCAAAUCUCCUUUCUAUGAAUUGUAUCUAAUAUUGUGUAAUAUUCUAAUUUUCUGAGAUUUUCAAUUUGAGGUUCUCUUAAACUGUAAACCAUAAUCUUCAAAAUUAUUUUAAAUGAAGGCUUGAAAUGUCUUGAGUUGCAUGUUAUGAGUCGAUGUCGUACGUACGUCUAAGUCACACUGCUAAAUGUUAUUUAAUGAUAUUCUAAUAAAAAAAAAUACUGAACUGACUGCAACCCAUUUCCUACUAAAAUACCCCCCAAGAAUACGACUGUAUUUGUACUGAGACACUCUGAGUAUCUUUGAUCCACAUGUAUAUUUGACUUAUCGUGAUGACUUUCAUACUCUAUCUCACAGUCUGUAAACUUUUUUGAAACGACUCUCUUUGUUAACUUCUUCAGCUUCUUUCAUUUCUUAAAAUAUAGACGAGUGUUGAGACGCUGUACAGUUUACUUUAUAACUCUGCUGAACUUUAUACACUGUAGAUAUAAUAAUGUCAAACAGUCUGUCAAUCUGUGGAUCAAACUUAUCAAGAACUCCUGUUUUUUUUUUACUACUUCAGGAAAAAAAUCAUGUGAGAUUUUAAACCUGGAUGUGUGUUUCUAUCAAUUAAAGGUGUAUAAGCUGUUU
Molecule: messenger RNA, 4194 nt
Organism: Xyrichtys novacula (pearly razorfish)
Lineage: Eukaryota; Metazoa; Chordata; Actinopteri; Labriformes; Labridae
Source: the annotation of a GenBank genome assembly